Doryrhamphus excisus (bluestripe pipefish) is the source of this 2568-nucleotide messenger RNA. RefSeq names its product suppressor of fused homolog (Drosophila) (gene sufu). Gene Ontology annotation, cellular component: nucleus; cytoplasm. Gene Ontology annotation, molecular function: transcription factor binding. NCBI's taxonomy places the organism in Eukaryota, Metazoa, Chordata, Actinopteri, Syngnathiformes, Syngnathidae. The record is from RefSeq and is a predicted model, not a curated record.
GAUGCGCAACAGGCAGGGCCCCCAUCUGGGCGAAGCGCAACGGACUGCAUUAAAGCGAUUUUUCUUCGUAGACAAACUGCAAAUAUGAAGCAUUUAUAGUAUACUUUAAUGUAUUCCCUACGUAGAGAGGUGGUUAGCAGAGAAUAACUUGACUCACGUUGUGUUUUAGAGAGUAAAUAGGCUUAGUUCGAGGCCGUGGCAUGGAUGAAGUACGGCCUAGCAGUGGUGCCCAAGCACACGGGCUAGUGUCGCUGGUUCCCCCCGGACUGCAGGCUAUUUACGGGGAAUGUCGGAGACUUUAUCCCGAACAGGCUAACCCCCUUCAAGUCACAGCUAUUGUAAAAUACUGGUUAGGUGGUCCAGAUCCGCUAGACUACAUUAGUAUGUAUCGAAAUAUGGGGUGUCCAUCGCAGGACAUUCAAGAGCAUUGGCAUUAUGUAAGCUUUGGCCUCAGUGACUUGUAUGGAGACAACAGGGUCCAUGAAUUCACGGGACUAGACAAGCCCAGUGGCUUUGGCUUUGAGCUCACCUUUAGACUCAAAAGAGAGACGGGAGAGACUGCACCACCAACCUGGCCGGCUGAGCUCAUGCAAGGCUUGGCGCGCUAUGUUUUCCAGUCUGAGAACACGUUUUGUAGCGGUGACCAUAUAUCAUGGCACAAUCCCCUCGACAACAGUGAGUCUCGUAUCCAGCACAUGCUGCUCACAGAGGACCCUCAAAUGCAACCUAUCCAAACUCCUUUUGGCACUGUCAGCUUCCUCCAGAUUGUGGGUGUUUGCACAGAGGAGCUGCAGGCAGCCCAGCAGUGGAAUGGCCAGGGCAUCUUGGAACUUAUGCGAGGUGUUCCAAUUGCCGGCGGUCCCUGGCUGAUCACAGACAUGAGGAGAGGGGAGACCAUCUUUGACAUUGAUCCACACCUACAACAGGAGAGAGUGGACCAUGGCAUCGAGACAGAGGGCUCCAAUCUGAGCGGGGUCAGUGCCAAGUGCGUGUGGGACGAUUUGAGUCGGCCGCCUGACGACGAGGAGGACAGUCGAUCCAUUUGCAUAGGGUCGCAGCCGCGGAGGCUCUCUGACAAAGACACGGAACAGAUCAGGGAGACCUUAAGGAAAGGCCUGGAGUUUAACACAAAGGCAGCACUACCCCCCAUCAACAGCCAGAGACAUGAGAGACCUCAAAGUCGAAAAGACAGUCUGGAAAGUGAGAGCUCAACGGCCAUCGUUCCUCAUGAGUUGGUCCGAACACGACAGUUGGAAAGUGUCCAUCUGAAGUUUAACCAAGAGUCAGGCACAUUGCUUCCCCUCUGCUUACGGGGUCGCUUGCUCCACGGAAGACAUUUUACUUUCAAAAGUAUUCAUGGAGACACGGCCAUUACGUUUGUGUCUACAGGGGUGGAGGGAGCUUUUGCUACUGAAGAGCAUCCCUAUGCAGCCCAUGGCCCCUGGCUACAGAUAUUGCUGACGGAAGAGUUUGUGGAUCAGAUGCUUGGAGAAAUACAGGACCUUAACACUUGUGAGGAUACGAAAUUACCAAAGGAGUACACUUGGCCAGAGAAGAAGCUGAAGAUCUCCAUCUUAUCAGACUCUGUGUUUGAUAACCCACUGCAGUGAGGAGGCGAUGCCUAAUUACUACAAAAAAAAAAACUUCAAUCCUGCACAUAAAUACACCCAGAGGACACACUGAAUUAUGUCCUCACGAAGACAAGUGAACUCUCACAAAGACUAUCAAAUGAUCCGCAUGGGUCCAUUGCCACACACAGUUGACCAUUUUCUAAAGUGCCUCCAGCCAGGCAGCUUAAAGUCUCAGGUCCAAAUUAAAAACAUUUCGCAAAGCAGGCGUCAACGUCAGAAGCAAUAACUUGUGUGUGUAUUUAUUCCAGCGGCCGCAGUAACGACAAAAAUGUCAGCUACUGAUCCCUUUUAACAGAUGUUCUGUUUGAUAUUGCCUUUAUGUGUAGACUUAACAAAUGCUGGACAUGUGUUGUCUUCAUCAUGCCAAAGUCAUGGCUGUCAUACGAUACAUGAACAGCUACCAAUCACUGCCAGUGCAUUGUCACAUGUCAACUCUUUUCUUUCCUACAGUAUGUACUGUAUCUAAUAUACUACAGGCACAAGCCUUUUUCUCCUCUGUGCCAACAUCAUCUAUGGCUUGUACUUUCAUGCUCGCUUAUGUCAAACAAUGUGAUGAUGGUAAUCUCAACCAUUAUCUUUUGUAGUUGUGUUUUUUGUUGUUGUCAUAUGGAGGACCUCUUAAACAAUGAAUUGGAGCAAAACACAAAAAGGACCUCAUACUAAAAAUGUGUUGACUGUUACUGCACCAUGAAGCUCCUGGAUUUUUUUUUAGCCCAAUAGCACCAAAACUGAAGACUACUUUUACUUUUUUUUUACAGUGCACAGUGUUACAUCACAUGUCAUGACACAUGCUGUUUUUGUCUAUUUUUUUAAGUUGGGUGACAAAUUUAGAUAUUUUAUUAUGUACUAUCACAUUUGAUUGAACUUGCUUAUUGUAAUCCCAAGUGCAUUAAAGAGUGUAGGUAUUUACACCAAUAAAGCUGGAACACUGACAAAA